Molecule: messenger RNA, 3326 nt
Organism: Pungitius pungitius (ninespine stickleback)
Lineage: Eukaryota; Metazoa; Chordata; Actinopteri; Perciformes; Gasterosteidae
Product: zinc finger FYVE domain-containing protein 1
Exons: 12
Coding region: 210-2168 (652 amino acids)
Biological process (GO): lipid droplet formation
Cellular component (GO): lipid droplet
Molecular function (GO): 1-phosphatidylinositol binding; phosphatidylinositol-3-phosphate binding; phosphatidylinositol-3,4,5-trisphosphate binding
Source: RefSeq, a predicted model, not a curated record
GGCAGCGCUGUCCUACCAGACACGACGCUGACCCAACCUACGCACAGUGCGUCUGACGUCACUUCCUGCCCGCUACUCUCCUCCCGCUGCGUAGGCGGGCAGCACACGCGCUGUUGUUGUGAUUGGUGAGACGGAGAGGAGUCAUGUUGAACUUUCGUUUUGUUGCCUUCUCUCCGUCACAAUAAUAUGUUUUGAGUGACUAGACAGAGAUGUCCGAAAUACUGAUGAAGGAAAUGGACAGCAUCACGAUAAAGGCGGAGGAGGUUGGAGACGGUGGACGGAGCUUCCUGCUGGUGGACGAAGAAGAAAACCUCCAGGUCCGCGACGAGUCCGAGUUUGUGGACAGACUCGGCUGCGGGGACGUGGCGGGGGUCAAGGUCAUCUCUAUCUUUGGCAACACCGGCGACGGCAAGUCCCACACCCUCAACCACAUCCUGUUUGGCGGCGAGAGCGUGUUCUACACCUCCAAGUCCCCCAACUCCUGUACGGUGGGAGUGUGGGCAGCGUAUGACCCCACCCUCGGCCUGGUCUCCCUGGAUACCGAGGGCCUGCUGGGGGCCGCGGCCAAUCAGAACCAGAGAAUGCGGCUGCUGCUGAAGGUGUUGGCCGUGUCUGAUAUCGUGGUCUAUCGUACGCGGGCCGAGCGCCUCCACAACGACAUGUUUCAGUUCCUGAGCAACGCCUCGGGGGCCUACCUGAAGCACUUCACCCCGGAGCUGAGGGCCCUGUCCAGCCGCUGCGGCCUGGACGUGCCCCUCUCGUCUCUUGGUCCAGCCGUCAUCGUCUUCCAGGAGACGACGCACACCCAGUUACUCGGCUAUGAUUCCAAGGGGGCCGGCCAUGCCGACACGCUGCUCCAGAAGCGUUUUCACGAUCUGGGCUUGGGGACCGAGGCCUUCAGCUCGGUGCAGUACGUCGGCACCCAGACCAUCACGCCUCCGACUGACUACAGCAGGCUGCUGGAGGCCGUCGGGCAGCAAGUGAAGAACACUCACACACGCUCCCCCCGCCAGCCCGGGAUAGUGUUCCACGCACUGGAUGCCCUGAGUGAGCGUUUCUGUGGAGAGCUGUCGGACGAUAAGAUGACCCCGUUCUCCUUCUUCCCAGACGAGUACUUCACCUGCUCGGCCGUCUGCCUCAGCUGCAACGUUCGCUGUAAAAACGGAAUGAACCAUCUGAGAGACCGGGUCCCCCACAUGGCCGAUGGACUGUGCCAGUACGUACACCAGUUCAACAACAAGGUCCUCAUCUGUAAGAGGUGCUACGAAGGAGGCAGAGAGGUGAUCGUCCUGCCCAAGACGUCGGCUUCCACCGACAACCCGUGGUUUGGGCUGGCCAAGUACGCCUGGUCAGGAUAUGUGUUGGAGUGUGCCAGCUGUGGUGUGAUCUACCGCAGCAGGCAGUACUGGGUGGGGAACCAGGACCCUGAGAGCGGCGUGGUGCGAUCUGAGGUCAAACAUGUCUGGGAAGGGUCGGACACCUUUCUGACCAACCACCAGAACGCCGCCCAGAGGGUCCUGGACGGGAUGAACUGCGUCAUCCAGUCCGUGUCCGAGUACAGCACCGGGCCCACCAAAGCGGUCGCCGCCUGGGUCACGGACCAGGUGGCGCCGCCGUACUGGAGGCCCAACGCAGAGAUCACUGCCUGUCAUGGCUGUCGGAAAGUGUUCGAGGAGGCGGAGAGGAAGCACCACUGCCGAUCGUGCGGCGAGGGCUUCUGCCACCCCUGCUCCAGCCACAGGAUGCCGGUGCCAGAGAGAGGCUGGGGCAGCGCCCCCGUCAGGGUGUGCAAGGCCUGCUACCAGCAGGGGGGGCCGGCAGACACCAACAGCCAGGUGUGUAAGGUGGAGCCUCGCGGGCUGAUAGCUCGCAGGGUGACGGAGGUGGCCCAGUCGACACUGGACAUGGUCACGACCGCCGUGGACUACCCGCUCUGCUUUGUGAAAGACGUGGCUCGGCCGGACUACUGGGUGCCGGACCAGGACAUCGCCCGGUGCCACCAGUGCUCCAAGACCUUCACCCCCAUCAUGUCCAAGCACCACUGCAGGGCCUGCGGACAGGGCGUGUGCGGCGCGUGCUCCGCUCGCGUCAAGCCCGUGCCCUCCCGGGGCUGGGACCACCCGGUCCGGGUGUGCGACGGCUGCCACGCCCGCACCGAUGUCCUGUGAUGAACCCGGCGAAGACCCCCCUGAAGGCCCCCCCCCCCCCCCCUCGGCCCGGAAGAGACGGGUCGUCGGGAAGGAGCCGGUUCAAUCGGGUGCUGCCUUUGGGAUCCGCUUCACAUCUCAUUCGCCUCCCUCGGGCCGCGAGGUAAAAACUCAACGCACCUCUUCUCAAUCCGCGCUGUAACGGCGGAGCUUUCACUCCCGACUGUGGUCGUCCUCCUUCAGUCCUUUUGGGUCAGUUUUCAGGUCGAGAUGAAAAGGUGGCGAGAACGCGCGAAGGGGACGCUUUUCAAAGGACCGAGCCGCUGCAGAGCGCUCACAAAGGUGGAGCUUGUUUUAGGUGAUUCUGUCCUCUAAGUCUCUCUGAGGUAUGAAUGAAAGCACAAGUGCCUUUGUGGGAAUGGUGAUUCCCAUUUCCACAGCUCAUCAGAAUUCUUCUGUAUGUGCAAUAAGUCAUGAGAUUAUGUGCCUACUUAGAGAGCAGAGUAAUGUACAGGCUCGCUGGUCUAACUCUUACAGAUGGGUCCACAGCGGGGGGGGGGGAUAGGAAGAGGAAAUCUUUAGCACAACACAUCACAGACAUUCCAAUGCAUGGGCAUACGUGUGUUCUGAUGUAAUGAGGUUAUUGUAAAAAGUUGAAAUGAUGUUGCGCCUCUGAAGCUUUCUUAAUAUUUACUGAAUGCACCUGCACUAGACGGCACACUCGUGUGGAUGGAAACUUACAAACGUCAAAAAGAAAUGCAUUUAAUCUGUGUAUAAAUAACCGUAUUGUUUUUAUUUUUUUCUUUCUUAAACCCGGCUCAUCUAUGAAUCUAUUCCACUGUUCUUUCCUCCUCCUGUCUUAUCUCUUCAUAAUAAUCAUGCUUUAUAAAUGGGUCACAUUGAAAGACAAUAUGGUAAUAACACGAUAGUAACUGUCAAUCAAAUAAUGACAAAUCUGCUAAAUAAGUCCGAUGAUGAGGCUGAAAUCUGUAGAUACAUUAGUUUAUUUUCCCUGCAGGAUGCAGACUUACUGUUUGAUGCUUCACUAAUAGAAAUAUGUUCUUCCCUGAAACAACCUGUAUGUGGAUAUUGUAUUAAUUAGUACCUCUGUUUUGCUUUUCUUUAAAGUAAUACAUGUCAGGGGGUUAUUUGCAGCCGGAUUAAAAAGUUUCACCCAUA